Messenger RNA from Symphalangus syndactylus (siamang), 4550 nucleotides. RefSeq names its product myosin IG (gene MYO1G). Gene Ontology annotation, cellular component: cytoplasm; plasma membrane; microvillus. Gene Ontology annotation, molecular function: ATP binding; actin filament binding; microfilament motor activity. Gene Ontology annotation, biological process: actin filament-based movement; actin filament organization; endocytosis. The record is from RefSeq and is a predicted model, not a curated record. Lineage: Eukaryota; Metazoa; Chordata; Mammalia; Primates; Hylobatidae.
UGGUGCAUGACUCAGUUUUAUUAGGUACUUGGAUAAGUACUUUCAGUUUUAUCAGGAAUACAUUUGCUUUAAGGUAUUUGAGAGAAAAAAAUAACCUUAACUUGCCUAUCCACUACUUCAAAGUUUAAAAAAUGGGAUGACUGAAAGACAAUAGUUAAACUAGUGCUUAUGAGUACAACAAAUCUCAAAGGCAGCACAUGAAUGACUGAAGUUUGGGAAUUCUGGAGUCUGUCCUCUGACCUCCCUGUAUGAGAGAAGGGGUGAAAGAGAAAUGUCCCCAGUCUAUUUGUAGGAUGAGAGAGAACUGCAUCCAUUUGACCUUUGAUGAGAGAAUUGCCCCAGUGUUCCUACAGGAUGGGUGUGACCUGCCCUAGUCUGUCCUGGGAUGAGAAAGAACUUUUUCCAGUCUGCCUGGAAGCUAAGAGAACUGCACCCCUCCCACUUCUUCCAGGAGCACCAAGUGUCAGGAAAGCAGUGUUUGGAGAUUUUGGCCACUCCCUAAAUGCAGCCGCUCCCCAAAUGCGCUGCCUCAUCUUCAAAGCACAGGGACAGCAGAUCUGAGAUGAGGCCCCGGGGCUCCAGGCAUGUGCCUGGUCCUCACUGCAGUUUAUGGGGGAUCGGCUGGACGCAAGUACAAGGCAGAGGACAGUUAGGGGCACAGGGGUCCCACUGAAGGCCAGCCCCAUGCAGAGGAUGCUCUGGGGUCCUCUGUCCCUCCCCCGUGGCUGGGGUGGGGAACUGCAGUGCUAGGACCACUGGCCCUUGGCAGGUCACACAAGAAGCUUUGCUCGUCUACACCCCAGUGUGGCCUUCACACUUCAAAGAAGGCUUUGCCCCCACCCCAAAGGCCUGGGCAGUAGGAUCCUUUUUCAUUUUUGUAUUAAUGUACAAUGUACAUACAGUAAGUUGCAUCUAGUGUUCAGUUCUGACUUGAGAGACACGCACAGCCAGGUAACCAAGAUCAUGUCAAAAAAUCUUUCUUUAAAGUCCCACAAGUGACUCUAACGUGCCACCAGGGUUGGAAACCAACCCACAGAGUCUUGUCUCCUGCUUGUGGGUGGAGGGGAGCUUCCGAAGGAGGCCAGCAAAGAACCCUCCAGAGCGGGGAGGACCCAGCAUCCGGCCCCUCAGCCCUGGUGUGCAAACGGGUCAGACCGUUAGGCACAGCCUCCUUGUGGGGCGCAGGGACAGGAAGCAGGGUUUAGAGCACCUCGAGGGGGAAGGAGUGGCAAGUGCGGAGGGCAGCCCCUCCCAGGACUAGAACCCACUUCCUACUUUACACCAGCACUGGAGGAGGCUAGUGGGGCAGGGCGGGGGCGGUGGGGCCUCCCCCAGCCUUCCCUCCCCCUCUCCUUCACUGUCCUUCCAGCAGGCACAGGAAGGUGAGGCAAGGUGUUUCCAGCCGGCAGGAUGGAGGAUGAGGAAGGCCCUGAGUAUGGCAAACCUGACUUCGUGCUUUUGGACCAAGUGACCAUGGAGGACUUCAUGAGGAACCUGCAGCUCAGGUUCGAGAAGGGCCGCAUCUACACCUACAUCGGUGAGGUGCUGGUGUCCGUGAACCCCUACCAGGAGCUGCCCCUGUAUGGGCCUGAGGCCAUCGCCAGGUACCAGGGCCGCGAGCUCUAUGAGCGGCCACCCCAUCUCUAUGCUGUGGCCAACGCCGCCUACAGGGCAAUGAAGCACCGGUCCAGGGACACCUGCAUCGUCAUCUCAGGGGAGAGUGGGGCAGGGAAGACAGAAGCCAGUAAGCACAUCAUGCAGUACAUCGCUGCUGUCACCAAUCCAAGCCAGAGGGCUGAGGUGGAGAGGGUCAAGGACGUGCUGCUCAAGUCCACCUGUGUGCUGGAGGCCUUUGGUAAUGCCCGCACCAACCGCAAUCACAACUCCAGCCGCUUUGGCAAGUACAUGGACAUCAACUUCGACUUCAAGGGGGACCCGAUCGGGGGACACAUCCACAGCUACCUACUGGAGAAGUCUCGGGUCCUCAAGCAGCACGUGGGUGAAAGAAACUUCCACACCUUCUACCAAUUGCUGAGAGGCAGUGAGGACAAGCAGCUGCAUGAACUGCACUUGGAGAGAAACGCUGCUGUAUACAAUUUCACACGUCAGGGAGCAGGACUCAACAUGACUGUGCACAGUGCCUUGGACAGUGAUGAGCAGAGCCACCAGGCAGUGACUGAGGCCAUGAGGGUCAUCGGCUUCAGUCCUGAAGAGGUGGAGUCUGUGCAUCGCAUCCUAGCUGCCAUAUUGCACCUGGGAAACAUCGAGUUUGUGGAGACAGAGGAGGGUGGGCUGCAGAAGGAGGGCCUGGCAGUGGCCGAGGAGGUGCUGGUGGACCACGUGGCUGAGCUGACGGCCACACCCCGGGACCUCGUGCUCCGCUCCCUGCUGGCUCGCACAGUUGCCUCCGGAGGCAGGGAACUCAUAGAGAAGGGCCACACUGCAGCUGAGGCCAGCUAUGCCCGGGAUGCCUGUGCCAAGGCGGUGUACCAGCGGCUGUUUGAGUGGGUGGUGAACAGGAUCAACAGUGUCAUGGAACCCCGGGGCCGGGACCCUCGGCGUGAUGGCAAGGACACAGUCAUUGGCGUGCUGGACAUCUAUGGCUUCGAGGUGUUUCCCGUCAACAGUUUCGAGCAGUUCUGCAUCAACUACUGCAACGAGAAGCUGCAGCAGCUAUUCAUCCGGCUCAUCCUGAAGCAGGAGCAGGAGGAGUACGAGCGCGAGGGCAUCGCCUGGCAGAGCGUGGAGUACUUCAACAAUGCCACCAUUGUGGAUCUGGUGGAGCGGCCCCACCGUGGCAUCCUGGCCGUGCUGGACGAGGCCUGCAGCUCUGCCGGCACCAUCACUGACCGAAUCUUCCUGCAGACCCUGGACACACACCACCGCCAUCACCUACACUACACCAGCCGCCAGCUCUGCCCCACAGACAAGACCAUGGAGUUUGGCCGAGACUUCCGGAUCAAGCACUAUGCAGGGGACGUCACGUACUCCGUGGAAGGCUUCAUCGACAAGAACAGAGAUUUCCUCUUCCAGGACUUCAAGCGGCUGCUGUACAACAGUACGGACCCCACUCUACGGGCCAUGUGGCCGGACGGGCAGCAGGACAUCACAGAGGUGACCAAGCGCCCCCUCACGGCUGGCACACUCUUCAAAAACUCCAUGGUGGCCCUGGUGGAGAACCUUGCCUCCAAGGAGCCCUUCUACGUCCGCUGCAUCAAGCCCAAUGAGGACAAGGUAGCUGGGAAGCUGGACGAGAACCACUGUCGCCACCAGGUCGCAUACCUGGGGCUGCUGGAGAACGUGAGGGUCCGCAGGGCUGGCUUCGCUUCCCGCCAGCCCUACUCUCGAUUCCUGCUCAGGUACAAGAUGACCUGUGAAUACACAUGGCCCAACCACCUGCUGGGCUCCAACAAGGCAGCCGUGAGCGCUCUCCUGGAGCAGCACGGGCUGCAGGGGGAUGUGGCCUUUGGCCACAGCAAGCUGUUCAUCCGCUCACCCCGGACACUGGUCACACUGGAGCAGAGCCGAGCCCGCCUCAUCCCCAUCAUUGUGCUGCUAUUGCAGAAGGCAUGGCGGGGCACCUUGGCGAGGUGGCGCUGCCGGAGGCUGAGGGCUAUCUACACCAUCAUGCGCUGGUUCCGGAGACACAAGGUGCGGGCUCACCUGGCUGAGCUGCAGCGGCGAUUCCAGGCUGCAAGGCAGCCGCCGCUCUACGGGCGUGACCUUGUGUGGCCGCUGCCCCCUGCUGUGUUGCAGCCCUUCCAGGACACCUGCCACGCACUCUUCUGCAGGUGGCGGGCCCGGCAGCUGGUGAAGAACAUCCCCCCUUCAGACAUGGCCCAGAUCAAGGCCAAGGUGGCUGCCAUGGGGGCCCUGCAAGGGCUUCGUCAGGACUGGGGCUGCCAGCGGGCCUGGGCCCGAGACUACCUGUCCUCUGCCACUGACAAUCCCACAGCAUCAAGCCUGUUUGCUCAGCGACUAAAGACACUUCGGGACAAAGAUGGCUUCGGGGCUGUGCUCUUUUCAAGCCACGUCCGCAAGGUGAACCGCUUCCACAAGAUUCGGAACCGGGCCCUCCUGCUCACAGACCGGCACCUCUACAAGCUGGACCCUGACCGGCAGUACCGAGUGAUGCGGGCCGUGCCCCUUGAGGCGGUGACGGGGCUGAGCGUGACCAGCGGAGGAGACCAGCUGGUGGUGCUGCACGCCCGCGGCCAGGACGACCUCGUGGUGUGCCUGCACCGCUCCCGGCCGCCACUGGACAACCGCAUUGGGGAGCUGGUGGGCGUGCUGGCCGCACACUGCCAGGGGGAGGGCCGCACCCUGGAGGUUCGCGUCUCCGACUGCAUCCCACUGAGCCAGCGCGGGGUUCGGCGCCUCAUCUCCGUGGAGCCCAGGCCGGAGCAGCCAGAGCCCGAUUUCCGCUGCGCCCGCGGCUCCUUCACCCUGCUCUGGCCCAGCCGCUGAGCGCCCGCACCCGCCGCACCCCGAGGCCGCCGAUUGUCCGCCCCGCCCGCGCCGCAAAUAAACCCUCUGAGUCAGCCCUCCUA